AUGGUUCUACUCUGGACAUGCCUCUUCGCUGCUCUGGGCGGCUUUCUUUUUGGGUACGAUCUGGGUCUCAUUGGCUCGGCGCUGCUGCAGAUUCAGCGGUACUUCAGCAUCCGUGGCUCCGUUACGCUGGGUCUGAUCGUGGGUGUGGCCAAGCUGGGUGCUGCGGCGGGGACGUUCCUGGGAGGUGCGGCGAUGGCGCGGUACGGCCGUCAGCGUGCUCUGGCGCUCAACAGUGUGGCCUUCACUGCGGGCCCGCUCAUCAUGGCGGCCGCCAGCUCGCCCUGGAUGCUGAUUCUGGGUCGCUUCGUGGUGGGACUGGGGGUGGGCAUGUCGGCCACCGUGUCCCCAGCCUACAUAGCCGAGGUGGCGCCGGCGUCCAUUCGCGGCAUGCUCGUCCAACUGUAUGAGGUGAUGUUGUGUAUCGGCAUGUUGUUAGCCCCUUUGGUGGACUGGCUGCUCAGCCGGGCGAAUCCGGAGGACUCAUGGAGGGCCAUGGUGGGUUUGCCGGCCCUCCCCGCUCUGCUGCUUGCUGCGGCGCCAGUGGUAUUGCCGGAGUCACCUAGGUGGCUUGUGACAAGAAAUCGACUGGAGGAGGCGCUGGAGGUGCUUACGCUCGUCAUGCGGGGCAGCGGGUCGCUGUGGCGGGGACCCGAGGGCGUCUGGAAUGGCGGCUAUUCAUGUAUGACCGGGAAGUCUUUGCGAAAGAAAGCCCAGCAUUUUAUGCGAUUUAAACGCGGCGCCGGCGAACAGCCUCCAGCCUUGGCUGACAGCGUGCACGGCCAGUCACCAGACGAUCCAGACAGCUGGUUCGUCCUGUUAGCUAUUGCCGUCGGGCCGCCCGGCUCCGAGAAGAUAUACGCCAUGGCUGAGGAAUACCGAAGGGAUGGCGGCCGCUGGUGGUUCAUGGGCGAACCCCGUCAAUUCCCAGCAUUAAAACAGUUUGAAGAAUUCUUGGAGCGCUACUGGGAGGGUGGUGAGGACAGCGGCAGCAUAAAUCCUUUCUGGGGCCGCUACGACUACGCUUGGCAGGCGUUUCCGCCGCGGCCCCUGCCGGCCGCCAAGGCGCAGCAAUGGCCGCAAUGGCUGGACGACCAGGCAGUUCGUGAUGCGGAGGACGAACUGAUGCAGCUGUGGAGCAGUGUGCAGAGGGACCGUAACGCAGUGCUGGAGCAGCGUCGCAAGCUGUGGCGGACCCGGCACCAGCGCAGCGGCGGGAGAUGGGGCCGGUUGGGCUGUUGGCGGGGUCAGCAGGGCCGCCCUAGGGCCCCCUCCCUGGAGCCCAUCCUGGAGGAAUCCGCCUCCCAGCUGCGGAGCAAUAACUCAUCCUCCCAAUGCCUCAGCAGUUUAGCGUCGUCUUCGGUGCACCUAACCGCAGCAGCCGCCCCCGGCGCCGGCGGUUGUAGCGGCGCAAAAGCACCCCGGGAUGAGUCUGAGCAUCUUGGGGUUUUACGCGUACAAUCACCACCACCAGCAUCGCCAGCGGCAACGGCGACUGCGGCAACAGGCUUUGCAGCGUUGGUGAACCAUGGGUCAUACCGGCCGCGGCAGCAGCAGCAGACGGCAGCUGAGGCAGGCAGUAGUGGCAGUAGCAGUACUGCUGGAGGGUCCGGAAGCGCUGGCUGGCGGGGCCCUUACCUUGGUAGCGGCGGCAGUGGGGGCAGAGAAGGAGGCGGAAAAGGAGAUGGUGGCGAUGUGGGACGGGCACGAUUUUUGGGGAUGCCCAACCGGCGACAGGAGGGGGGAGUUGGGUGGGUGUACGGCGACGCUGGCGGUGCCGUACAGUCGUACCGGCCGCUGGCGGGUAGCGACGAGGAGGUGGGAGGGGAAAUGGGUUACUUGCCUCGUGGUCAAGGUGGCGAUGGCGGCGGCAGCGGCGCUGGGUUGCGCGAGUUUGAAUCAGACGAGCGUGACCGACUGCUCGCCCCACACCAGCCUCACAGCCAAGAGGGAGACCGGCACUGCUCAGCAUCUGCACCGGAUGAAACAACUUCCCUGGAGGGAACGUCUCCUUCCUCAGGGUUAUCCCCCUCUUCGCUGCUGCACAUGCCGGGAGGCCCACCAACCUCCUUGGGAGAUAUGCCCGGUGAGGAGCCCAGCUUCCUGAACACUCUGUCCGUAUUGAUUGGGGAUAUCAGUGCACUGGCGGUGGGGCCAGAGAGGAGGGCGCUGUGGCUCGCACUGGGACUGGCCUUCUUCGACCAGGUGACGGCCGCCACAGCCAUCAUCAACUACGCACCCGCACUCCUGACGGGGCUGGGGAAGGCUCAAGGAGAGGAUGGGACCGGCGGUGGUGGUAGCGGUUUGGACGACGGUGGCGCCAUGCUGUACACCGUACUGAUUGGCAUCACCAAGGCGGUGGGGGUAGUGGCAGGCGAGUGGGAGUUUGCCCUUUUUCUCGUGGAUCGCUGCGGUCGUCGGCCACUGCUGGUCACCGGCUCCUUGGCCUGUUGCGCCUCCUUGGUGGGCCUUACGUGGGCCGCCCUGGAGCACAGUACGGGCUUAAUGGAGACCGCCAUGUGCGCCUUCACUCUGUUCUUCAGCCUCUCCUGGGCGGGGCUGUACUGGGUGGUGGUUUCGGAGCUGUUCAGUAUGAGCGCCAAGUCGGCAGCCACCUCGGCUGCCACAGGGCUGCUGUUUUUGACAGGCUCCCUGACCAACAUGGUCUUUCUGUCGCUCCACGAUCAAAUGGGGCCCUAUGCCUUCCUGCUAUUCGCCGGCCUGUGCCUAGCUAGCGCUGGUUACGUGUGGGCACUGCUGCCGGAGACCAAGGGAUACACACUCGCGGAGGUUCAGGAAAUGAUGACGGCGAUGCCCCUGACGGCGACCACGUCUUCCACGAUGGCGAUGUGGACGAAUAGGAGCAAGAAAGUCAAGCAGGCCGAUUUAGGCGAGGAAAACAAGAUGUAUUUCCACCCGAAGCAAAUGAAGACCUUGCCGCCGCAAGGGAACUUUUUUGCGCCAUCAUCGUCCACGCGGUUUGAAUUACAGCCCAUGCAGGCUGACGAUGCCAUCUCCGACGGCGAGCAAAGUGGAAAGUCUAGCAGCAGCAGCGACAGCGUGGCCGGCACAGCGCCUGCCGACAACGCCUCUAUUUCUACCUGGGCAACUGCAGCGGCAACAAACGCCCAAGUUGCAAAUCCAGAUGGCGUAGUUUCUCAGCCCCUGGGGGAACCUAUCGGCUUUCGGAGUGGAAUUCCCGACGAGCCCCUUCCAUUUGUGGGCUCUACCAGCACCGUUAGCGAAGACGAUGAUAAGCAUGGGCCCAUGUUGGGGAGUGCCGCGUCCCAAACCCCCAGCAGAGCAGCGGAGCUUUCUCUACGGAACAGCAUGAUAACAACGUUCAGGGCAUUUGCGGAUGCAGGGAGUUUGAACUCAUCCAGCAGCCCAAGUAACGGCGAGUUGUCCACCUUGCCUCAAGAGCAGAACCAAGUUUUGUCCUUUCCGAGCGCUGGGGGCCGCCAAGUGGAUAGCCCUGUGGCACUAGUGGCGGCCUCCGAGUCGCAGCCGCCAUUGCACCCGGGUUUGCUGGCAGCGCGAGAACAUCGGCGCGUCGGUGGCGUGGGUGCAAACGCCUCGGACGGCGGCGCUGCCAUCUCGCUGCACGAGGGCAUGGGGAUUGCACCUGUGCGGCCACAUGGUCAUUCACCCGAAGCGGGUGAUGACGGGGCCGGGAG
Volvox carteri f. nagariensis is the source of this 3674-nucleotide messenger RNA. RefSeq lists its product as uncharacterized. The annotation marks the transcript as partial. Gene Ontology annotation, molecular function: myo-inositol:proton symporter activity. Gene Ontology annotation, cellular component: membrane. Lineage: Eukaryota; Viridiplantae; Chlorophyta; Chlorophyceae; Chlamydomonadales; Volvocaceae. Gene Ontology annotation, biological process: transmembrane transport. The record is from RefSeq and is a predicted model, not a curated record. The transcript has 16 exons.